GCUCUAAGUUGCCCGGAAGGAAAUUGUAGUUACGUAUAAUAAAGAACUUAGUUGGGACGAGUAUUACUUCAUGUGAUCGUAUAUUAUUUUCGCGAGUAAAAUGAAUUCUUCUCCUCCUCUUGAUGCAGUCUAUCAAGCAGUGUUUACUUUAUAUCACAAUCCAGAUCCAACAGAGAAAGAAAAAGCAUCGCUAUGGCUGGGAGAGUUACAGAGAUCGGUUUAUUCAUGGAAAGUUGCUGAUGAAAUGCUUCAUCAAAAGAGGGACUUGGAAUCAUGUUAUUUUGCAGCUCAAACAAUGCGCACCAAAAUCCAGUUAUCUUUUCAUGAGCUUCCAACUGAAGCACACAAUUCUUUGCGUGAUUCACUCUUGGAACAUAUAGGACAAGUGAAUGAUGCUACAAACACUGUUAUAGUCACCCAGCUGUGCUUAGCAUUAGCAGAUUUAGCCCUCCAGAUGUCUACAUGGCAGAAACCAGUCGUAGAUCUUAUUGGUAAAUUCGGCCAGACAAAUGUAUGGCCUCUGCUGGAGAUUUUGACCGUCCUGCCUGAAGAAGUGAAUUCACGAUUGCUGAGGCUUGGAGCCAAUAGACGACAAGAAAUCAUGCAAGAACUUAGUUCCACAGCUCCUACUAUCACAGAAUUCUUGAAACUGUGCCUGUCAAAUGGUGGUGAAAAUCCUCACAUCCACAUCCGGAUAUUACGAUGCUUCACAUCUUGGGUCUCCAUCCAAGCCAUCACAUUACCAGAUGUAGCUGACAAUAUAGUUGUUGCACACGCCUUUCAUAUUCUGUCCAACCAACAGGCAGUACCUGGUGUUCAUGAAGCUGCGACAGACUGCGUGUGUGCUCUGCUGCAGUGUUUAGAAGACAACAAUAACCAACAUGCUCUUGAGUUGCAGCUGUUCUCUGGAGUUGUAUCUUUGGAAGAAGGGUUCCAUCUCUCUGUUGCUCAUGAAGACCAAGAGAAAUCCAUGAAUUAUUGUCGUAUCUUCACAGAGCUGGCAGAAACAUUUUUAGAGAAGAUUGUAAGUGAAGAUAGCAGUAAUAAACCUCAUUUUGCAGUCAAAAUAUUAGAUUUGGUGCUAACAUGUGUAGGACAUCAUGAUUAUGAGGUUGCUGAAAUCACAUUUAAUCUAUGGUAUCGUCUCUCAGAAGAAGUCUAUCAGAAGAACAGUGAUGUGCUCACAGCAUUAUUUAAACCAUAUGUGGAGAGGCUAAUAGAAGCACUUUGUCGGCAUUGUCAAAUGGAACCAGAUCAUGAAGGCUUGCUAGAAGAUGGUGAUGAUUUUGCUGACUUCCGCAUGAAAGUUUCGGAGCUUAUCAAGGAUGUAGUGUUCAUUGUUGGGUCAUCCAAUUGCUUCAGACAGAUGUUUAUAAGCUUGCAAGGCACUGGAGUUACUUGGGAUUCAAGUGAAGCAGCCUUGUUCAUCAUGCAAGCUGUAGCCAAAAACAUUCUGCCUGAAGAGAAUGAUGUUGUGCCAAAGGUUGUGGAAGCCAUUCUCAACUUGCCUGAAAAUACUCAUGUGGCUGUGAGGCAUACAUCAGUGCUUCUGCUAGGGGAGCUGUGUGAGUGGAUAGAACGACAUCCACAGUCACUUGAACCUGUUUUAAAUUUCUUGCUGUACUGCUUACAACAGCCCCACCAAGCAUCUGCAGCUGCAGGUUCUCUACAGAGCAUCUGCAGUGCCUGUAGGGAUCAUAUGGGGAUUCACUUCACUGGUCUUGUGCAGAUAAUCCAGUCUUUGGAUACAUUCAGUAUCUCCAAUGAAGCAGCAAUAGGCCUUUUAAAAGGUGUUUCUGUUAUCUUGGGUCAAAUGCCCCCAGAUCAGAUUCAGCGUGCAAUGAAAGAGAUUUGUUGGAUUCAAAUAAGCCCUUUGUGCCAGCUUGUAGAAAAUGAUGUGAAGACUGAAAGAGGAACAAAGACAGAUCCUGCACUGUGGUUGGACAGGCUAGCAGCUGUAUUUAGGCAUACAAAUCCUCAUGUGGAGAACGGAGCUGUUCAUCCAUGCCAGAGUGUUAUUACAGAGAUGUGGCCUAUCUUGUCCAAUGCUUGCACAAAGUACCAGGCGGAUGGACGAGUGAUGGAACGAUGUUGUAGAUGCCUGAGGUUUGCUGUUCGGUGUGUAGGUAAACAAUCAGCUCACCUUCUGGAGCCACUCGUUAAACAGAUUGUGAGCCUUUAUCAGAGGCACCAACAUAGCUGUUUCCUGUAUUUGGGGAGCAUUCUAGUAGAUGAAUAUGCCACUGAACCUGGCUGUGUGCAGGGACUGCUAGACAUGUUACAAGCAUUUUUAAUACCCACAUUUAUAAUAUUACAAGAAACGAAUGGACUGAAGAAUCAUCCAGAUACUGUGGAUGAUCUUUUUAGACUUUGUGCAAGGUUUUUACAGAGAGCACCUGUUCCCUUUCUGCAGUGUCCAGCUCUUCAUUCCAUUAUCCAGUGUGCAGUGCUAGCAAGUACACUGGAUCACAGAGAUGCAAAUGCAUCUGUAAUGAAAUUCUUUUAUGAUCUUAUACACUGUGGAAGAAAUAAUGAGAAUCAAGAUGAUUUUGAAGUCCGAAAUACUUUGGUAAAAGGAAUUGUAAGAGAUAAUGGUCAAGCAUUAGUCAACAAUCUGAUCCAUGCGUGUGUGUUCUGUCUUCAUUCCUACAUGCUGUCUGAUGUAGCUGAUGUCAUCAUGGAACUGAUGUUGUAUGAUAGAGCAGCUGUAUGCCAGUGGUUGGAACUUGCUGUAAAGGCUUUGCCUACACAAAACUCAGGUGGAUCUAUCACAGCAACACAUAAACAACUGAUUGACUUCCAUCAUUCACUCACAAGAGCAGAAGGAUCAAAAGCUGUGACACAUGCUCUGCGUGACUUCGCUCGUUUAUUCCGCUGACUAGAAGAGAUAGUGCAGAAUGGGGAAGUGAAUGUGAAGUAUUUUCGAGGGACGUCAUAAAUAAAAUGAUUACAUAACGAAAGAACACUGCUGUUAUAAGACAUACACCUAAAACAAUGUACAUCCUGCUACAGUGUGAUCGUGGAAAUAAUGAUGUAUGAAUGAGUGUAUGUCUCUUUUCAGAGCCAAAAGUGAGAAUGUAAGAGGAGGCUUAGACAUGUGUGUUAAGUCACAAGUGAAGAUGAAAUAUUGUGUCGCAUUGCAUAUAUCUGAAUAUUUAAAUUUUGUGACAAAAUUUGGAGAUGCUUCUUUUUUUCAUAGACAGCUAUGAAGGGAAUGAAUGUUAUUUUGCUAGAACAAAUGAAGGAAUCACCUUCGUGUUCUACAGUUUCCUGUGCAACUGGCAUAAUAGGAGUGACAAUAUGGUACCUGCAUAUUUUAGAAAGAACUAGCGUCUUGAAUUUGAGCAUUCAGUGCUUUUAUCACCCUACUUAUUUUUACUCAUUGUGUUAUGUAAACUUUUGACACUCGUGAGAUAAGAGCUCUUCUGAAGUAUGGUUGUAAGGAUGGCAGAUAUCGUAUUCUGUUAAAUCAGGAUUAAUAAUACCAUAAGUGUCCUGGUAUGAAUUUGUUGUGUUGUAUAUCUUUUUUUAAUAUGACAAUUUUUAUUGGAUUUUAUCCAGCCCA
Messenger RNA from Cryptotermes secundus, 3565 nucleotides. It is a transcript of the gene Tnpo-SR, whose product is annotated as transportin-3. Gene Ontology annotation, biological process: protein import into nucleus. Gene Ontology annotation, molecular function: small GTPase binding. The record is from RefSeq and is a predicted model, not a curated record. Gene Ontology annotation, cellular component: nuclear membrane; cytoplasm. Bases 101 to 2878 code for a protein of 925 amino acids. The transcript is spliced from 18 exons. NCBI's taxonomy places the organism in Eukaryota, Metazoa, Arthropoda, Insecta, Blattodea, Kalotermitidae.